Messenger RNA from Chanos chanos (milkfish), 2199 nucleotides. It is a transcript of the gene uxs1, whose product is annotated as UDP-glucuronate decarboxylase 1. The transcript is spliced from 15 exons. Gene Ontology annotation, biological process: D-xylose metabolic process. Gene Ontology annotation, cellular component: cytoplasm. Gene Ontology annotation, molecular function: NAD+ binding; UDP-glucuronate decarboxylase activity. Lineage: Eukaryota; Metazoa; Chordata; Actinopteri; Gonorynchiformes; Chanidae. Bases 721 to 1980 code for a protein of 419 amino acids. The record is from RefSeq and is a predicted model, not a curated record.
CAUGUGUUUCACGCAAAGUUUGCGUACAGAACAGUUUUGUCGUAGCUACUUCGCUCUUUGGAUUUAUAGCUCAAUAGCUUGGGGAGGAGAGCUGGAAAUAGGUGUAUGAAGAGAGGACUGGGUGAAUUUUGUGUUUUCCGCGUGGUAAACAGAUCUCAUCAGCACAACCAAAUACAGAUAUGCUAACAUCAUUUGUCAGCCAGUGAGCUUCUUUUUUUUUCUUUGUGUUAAUCAGGAAGGGGUAUACUUAAAAAACAGUCGGUACUGGACAGAAUGACAUUUUCAUGUAAUACUGCUUACUGACACCUAAAGUAUUGGAAAUACUGAUCUCGAUACUCUGCCACCUAGCCUAGUUAGCUAGCUAGCCAGUCUGGACAGCUGUUGCUGGUUGCACACUGUCAUCAUCUCUGAUUCAACAAAAUUAUCUGCUGUUUAUGAUAGCGCCUGUUUUUCCUAGCGCAAUUUUUAGAUUCCCUGUGAGUUAGCUUUUAACAUAGUUCGGUAGGAAAGACAGGGAACGCAUUUGUCGCGUGAGCACUCUUGAUUAGGCUAUGUGCAGUAACUGUACCCCUUAGUGUUUUAUCUGAAAGUACGUUUUGAGACACUUCAUCUAUCAACGCAGACUCUUGGAUUGAAGGGGCAGGGUUUUGGUCUUUGUCGAAAAUGCAGAGGUUGUGAGGGAGCUGGUAAAGCUUCCGGGUUCCAUGUUGCAUUUUGUGGAUGAUGAUGCGGAUGACCUGGCUGAUAACAGUAAUAAACAGAAGAAUGCUGAAGCUACUGGUCGCCCUCGCUCUCAUUGCAUAUAUCGCCUCUGUCUGGGGCACCUACACAAAUAUGAGAUCCAUUCAGGAGCACGGGGAGAUGAAGAUAGAACAGAGGAUAGAUGAGGCUGUAGCUCCUCUACGAGAGAAGAUUCGGGAUCUAGAGCUGAGUUUUACCCAGAAGUACCCACCUGUGAAGUUCCUCUCUGAAAAAGACAGGAAGAGGAUUCUGAUCACGGGAGGAGCGGGCUUUGUUGGCUCCCACUUGACGGAUAAAUUAAUGAUGGACGGACACGAGGUCACCGUGGUGGAUAACUUCUUCACCGGCCGCAAGAGAAACGUGGAGCACUGGAUUGGUCACGAGAACUUUGAGCUCAUUAACCAUGACGUGGUAGAACCACUAUAUAUCGAAGUUGACCAGAUCUAUCACUUGGCUUCACCUGCAUCUCCACCCAACUACAUGUACAAUCCCAUCAAGACUCUGAAGACCAACACUAUUGGCACGCUUAAUAUGUUGGGUCUGGCCAAGCGUGUCGGCGCUCGUUUGCUGUUGGCUUCCACGUCAGAGGUAUACGGAGAUCCAGAGGUGCAUCCUCAAAAUGAAGACUACUGGGGCCACGUAAACCCGAUCGGGCCCCGCGCGUGUUACGAUGAAGGGAAACGGGUCGCUGAGACCAUGUGCUACGCCUAUAUGAAACAGGAGGGUGUGGAGGUGCGUGUGGCGCGGAUCUUUAACACGUUUGGCUCUCGUAUGCACAUGAACGACGGCCGGGUGGUCAGUAACUUUAUUCUGCAGGCCCUGCAGGGAGAGCCCUUAACGGUAUAUGGCUCAGGUUCUCAGACGAGAGCGUUUCAGUAUGUCAGUGACCUUGUGAACGGAUUGGUGUCGUUGAUGAACAGUAACAUCAGUAGCCCAGUUAACCUGGGUAAUCCAGAGGAGCACACAAUACUGGAAUUUGCCCAGCUCAUAAAAGGCUUGGUCGCCAGUCGCAGUCACAUUCAGUUUCUGCCUGAGGCCCAGGACGACCCGCAGAGGCGACGCCCAGAUAUCCGCAAGGCUAAAAUGCUGCUGGGCUGGGAACCUGUGGUACCCCUGGAGGAGGGCCUGAAUAAAACCAUUCAGUACUUCAGCAGAGAGCUUGAACAUCAGGCCAAUAAUCAGUAUAUUCCCAAACCCAAGGCUGCGCGUAUGAAGAAAGGUAGACCCAGACACUUCUGAGGGUCUCCGGGAAACCUCAGGGAAACCGGGCCGGGGCGGCGACGAGCACCCGGGGCGUCCCAGAGCCAUUUCACAGCGGAAGGACGUCUUUUUUUCCACGUGCGAAAAAGAACAUUUCUUUUUCGAAUGACUUGCUAUCUUAAUAACAAGUGACUGGAAGAAAACUGUCUCUGUUAAGCUUGUUUUUUGAUGGAUGUGCCUCAAAAACAAAGAAUGGAA